AUGGAUAGGUUGGCAUUUUUGGAUCAGGAACCGCCACCCGGCUAUGUUGCCGGUGUUGGAAGAGGAGCAGUUGGUUUUAGUACCGGAGCCGACUUCAAGCGAGAUAGGGAAGAUUUUGAUGAGGAAGAGGAGGAUAACGAUUUGGGGCUGGUAGACGAUAUUGACGAAGGAGGGUUGCUUUUGUCGCGUAAACGAGACUUGGACUUGGAUGUUGAGGAGGAGGAUAAGGCUUAUGAGGAAAUAGAGAGGAAACUACAGUCCAAGAGAAAACGACCGGCUAUGGUGGUAGCAUCCGCCGUGAUUGCAAGCGUAUCGGAAAAACCACGAUUCAAUGAUUUGAAAGAGGAAUUGAAAACUUUGACUGAUGAGGAUUGGUUACUGCUACCAGAAGCAGGUGAUAUGACUCGAAAGAAUAAGCGACAGCGAAUAUUGGAUCAACAACUGCAGAGAUUCUAUGCGGCACCUGAUUCUAUCUUAGCAAGUGCAAGUAACUUGGGAGGAAACAGCAUUUCAAAGAAAGCAACUGAGUUGAGUGCAGAAUUAGACAAACUUUUGCCAAGGCAUUCUGCUAUCACACAAUCGUCCACUACACCAAUGACAGAAGACGAAUUCUUGGAUGUUUCAGCAGUUGAUAGAGAUGCAAAAUUUGCAGAUUUGAAGAAAGGAAGAUUGAUACUUGCAUCUUUAAGGAAAAGCGAGCCUUAUAAAUCAAGUUCAUGGAUCCAAUCGGCAAGAUUGGAAGAAGAGGCUAGAAACUAUGAUAAGGCAAGAGAUAUUAUUCAACAGGGAUGCAAAACGAUUCCGGGAGAUGAAGAUGUGUGGCUUGAAAAUGUACGUCUUAAUAUGAACGAUACAGUUUACGUCAAAAAUAUGCUAAAAGAAGCUUUAAAUUUUUGCCCCAAAUCUGAAAAGCUCUGGCUAAAAUGGGCGGAGUUGGAAACUGAAAAUAAACAGAAAAGGAGAAUUGUAAUGAAGGGACUAGAGGAUAUACCAAAAAGCGUUGAUCUUUGGAAAAAAUUGGUAAAUUUAGAGAACAACCAGAAAACUGUUGAAAAACUUUUGAGUAAAGCUGUUGAAUUGUGUCCUCAUGAAUGGGAGUUUUGGCUAGCCUUAGUUAAUAUAUCUACUUAUACCGAAGCCAAACUGUAUUUGAACAAGGCUCGAAAAGUGUUGCAUGGAGAAUUGAAAGUAUGGACAGCGGCAUGCAAGUUGGAAGAGCGUGAAAACACAAACAUGUCAGAAACGAAGCUCAUGAAGUUGACCGAUAAGGCGGUGCAAGAAAACAAAGAUGCCGGACCACAAGUAUGGUAUCGGGCUGCGAGUGAAUGCUUGAAAGAAGGCUUUAACAAGACUAGCCGAGCAUUGGUGAGUAGUUUUCUACAUGCGCGCAUAGUCGUUGACUCCAAUGCGUUGAUGAAAGAAGCGGACGAGCAAAUCAAAAACGGGGAUCUAGAAAUUGGUCAUUAUAUACUAGAUUAUUUGAUUGGCGUUUGUCCGACAGAUUUGCAAGUAUGGGAAAGGCUACUAAACACGGUAAAAAAAACGAUGAAUUUGAAAUCAUUAUGGACUUACUAUGAAAAAGCAAUCAGUUUAAAUGUUGACACUGUGAGUCUUUACUUGAUGUUUGCUCAAGAUGUUUGGAAACUUUCCAAGGACGCUGAGCAAGCUCGUAUUGUGCUUUCGAAAGCUGAUGAGAAACUUGAUCAGGACAUUAUUAAAGUAGCUGUUAUAAACUUACUUUUCAACUCUGGUCAACUUGAAAAAGCAAAACAGUAUGUUUCUAAAAUUAUCGAAACUGAAAAAUCCAGAAACACCAAAUUUUGGUACAAAUACAUACACAUCUUGCGUUGUUUGGAUUGCUCCUUGGAUAUGAUUAUCAGAGUGUCCAAUGAAGCAUUGACUUAUUUUCCGACCAACUGGAAGUUGAGAGCACAAAACAUUCAAUUAUUGGAAACAGGAAACGAUACAAAUGUUGCUGAAAAAGCUGCUGCUGAGGCUGUUAAAGCAUGUCCUAGUUCGGCUACAUUGUGGAUCAUGUAUUCUGUUAUAGUUGAAAAACGAGGUAUUGUUAUGAAAGCUAGAUCUAUUUUGGACUCUGCAAUGUUGAAAAUUUCCAACUCACCAGAAUUGAAUAUUGCCAAAGUAGAAUUAGAAAAACGCCAGAACAAUAUAACUACAGCCAAAAACCUAGCUAAUAGGAAUUUGAAGCAGUUUCCAGAAAAUGCCUAUGUUUGGUACCAAUAUUUAUCGUUGAUUCCAAAGAUGUCAUACAGAAAACCUGAAUUUCUAAAUGCUUUGCAAAAGACCCAAAAUUCAUCUGAUAUCUUGAUGUACAUUGGUGUUUUCUUUUGGCAAGAUGGCAAGUUCCUUAAAGCAAAGUCAUGGUUUGAAAGGAGUUUGACAGCUAAUCCGAAUAACGGUGAUGCAUGGGGAUGGAUGUACAAUUAUCUAAAGCAGUUUUCAGGAGAAGAAGAAAGAAAUGCGUUUUUAGAAAAAUACCGCUUGGAGAAUGAGUGUGAUAAAAGAGAGGGAAGGGUUUACAACAUAGUGAAAAAGAAUCCUAAAAACUACAACAAGUCACAACUUGAAAUUCUUGAAAUGGUUUCGUUGCUUUUACUAAAAUUCUGA
Lodderomyces oxycetoniae is the source of this 2628-nucleotide messenger RNA. RefSeq names its product U4/U6-U5 snRNP complex subunit. The transcript has a single exon. Gene Ontology annotation, cellular component: catalytic step 2 spliceosome; U4/U6 x U5 tri-snRNP complex. Gene Ontology annotation, biological process: mRNA splicing, via spliceosome; spliceosomal tri-snRNP complex assembly. The record is from RefSeq and is a predicted model, not a curated record. The coding region runs from base 1 to 2628 and encodes 875 amino acids. NCBI's taxonomy places the organism in Eukaryota, Fungi, Ascomycota, Pichiomycetes, Serinales, Debaryomycetaceae. Gene Ontology annotation, molecular function: protein binding.